Molecule: messenger RNA, 10258 nt
Organism: Megalops cyprinoides (Indo-Pacific tarpon)
Lineage: Eukaryota; Metazoa; Chordata; Actinopteri; Elopiformes; Megalopidae
Gene: apc2
Product: APC regulator of WNT signaling pathway 2
Exons: 15
Coding region: 96-7805 (2569 amino acids)
Biological process (GO): negative regulation of canonical Wnt signaling pathway; pattern specification process; nervous system development
Cellular component (GO): cytoplasmic microtubule; beta-catenin destruction complex; catenin complex
Molecular function (GO): beta-catenin binding; microtubule binding; gamma-catenin binding
Source: RefSeq, a predicted model, not a curated record
CAGUCUAGCAUCCGUCUAGCACGGGUUUGCUCAGUGCUCUGGCUGCACGCCUCAUUGCACUCUAUACUGGAAAUGAGGGACUGAGCCGAGAGAAGAUGGCGGGCUCUGUUUCUUCCUAUGACCAGCUGGUCCGGCAGGUGGAGGCUCUCCGUAAGGAGAACACCCAUCUGCGCAGGGAGCUGGAGGACAACUCCAACCACCUGUCCAAGCUGGAGAAUGAGACCUCCGACAUGAAGGAGGUACUGAAGCAGCUGCAAAGCAAACUGGAGCAGGAGGCUUGCACUUUGGCCUCCUCAGGGAGAACUGAUGUACUGGAUCAGCUCAAAGAGUUACACAUGGAUUUGACCAGCUACUACGAGUUGAAGUACCAGCCACACAAUCUUCGGGUGGCCCCAGAGAGCCUGGCCAUGCAUGUCAGUGAGGGGGAGGACAGACUGCCUCUCCCCUCCUCCAGCAUUGGGAGAGCCAAGAGCCCCCUGCGUAUAGCGCCCCACCAGGUUCCCCCCCUUUCUGGUGAGGGGACAGCUGUGCACCCGGGACCUGCUCACCUUCUGGACGGGGCUGUUCUUAAGCCAGGCGCUAUUGGAGAGGGCUGGGUCACAGCCCAGCACCUGGAGGAACUCUGCAAGGAGAGGACCAUGCUGCUUAGAGAGACUGAGAAGGAGGAACGAGAGCGUCGCUGGUACUACUCUCAGCUGCAGGGGCUGUCACACAGGCUGGCAGAGCUGCCACAGAUCGACACUUUCUCAAUGCAGAUGGAUCUGAUUCGGCAGCAGCUGGAGUUUGAGGCCCAGCAGCUCCGCUCUGUCAUGGAGGAACGGUUUGGAACCAGCGAUGAAAUGGUGCAAAGGACACAGAUCCGAGUGGCACGCCUGGAGCAGCUGGAGAAGGAGCUGCAGGAAGUGCAGGAGGCGAGGGGCGGACAGGAGAAGAGCCCUUCCACUGACGUCCAGCCUAAUGGCAGUGAAAAGCCAGCUAUUCUGGAACCACAAAACAUGUCAAACAAUUCCAUUUCUGAAGCGGCUGGAGACACGGGAAGCAAGGUGGAGAUGGUGUUCUGGCUGCUUUCCAUGCUGGCUACGAGGGACAGGGAGGAGAUGUCCCGCACGCUGCUGGCCAUGUCCAGUUCCCAGGACAGCUGCAUUGCCAUGCGCAAGUCGGGGUGCGUCCCCCUGCUGGUGCAGAUCCUGCACGACAGUCCGGGAGGCAUAGGGGAGGGGUCCGGGAACGGUGGGUGCAGCCGUGAGGCCCGGUCCCGCGCCAGCGCCGCCUUGCACAACAUAGUGUACUCGCAGCCGGAUGAGGGGCAGGCGCGGCGGGAGAUGAGGGUGCUGCACGUGCUGGAGCAGAUUCGCUCCCACUGCGAGAGCGGCUGGGACUGGAUCGAGAACCAUUUAGGGACUCCGUCACCCGGAGGCACCAAAACCACAGGCAUCCCAGAGCCACUGGAGCCUCAGAUUUGCCAGGCCAUGUGUGCUGUCAUGAAGCUUUCAUUUGAGGAAGAGUACCGACGGGCCAUGAACGAACUGGGGGGUCUUCAAGCAGUGGCAGAGCUACUGCAGCUAGACCAGGAGCUGUACGGAAUGCAGAAUGACCCUCUCAACAUGGCACUGCGGCGAUACGCUGGAAUGGCACUCACCAACCUCACCUUUGGAGAUGUGGUCAACAAGGCCACUCUGUGCUCAAAGAAAAGCUGCCUGCAAGCAAUUGUUGCUCAGCUUGCAUCUGAUAGUGAAGAACUGCAUCAGGUAGUGUCUAGUAUUCUGAGAAAUUUAUCCUGGCGAGCUGAUAUCAACAGCAAGAAGGCUCUGAGGGAAGUAGGAAGUGUGUCAGCACUGAUCACCUGUGCACUUCAGGCCACUAAGGAAUCAACCUUAAAGAGUCUGCUGAGUGCCUUGUGGAAUUUGUCAGCACACAGCACUGAGAACAAGGUGGCAAUUUGCUCUGUGGAUGGGGCACUUGGUUUUCUGGUCAGCACUCUUACCUACAAAUGCCAGACAAACUCCCUGGCCAUCAUUGAGAGUGGUGGUGGUAUUCUGCGCAAUGUGUCCAGCCUGGUGGCCACCCGUGAGGAUUACAGACAAGUCCUCAGAGACCACAACUGCCUUCAGACCCUUCUGCAGCACCUGCGGUCCCACAGCCUGACCAUUGUGAGCAAUGCUUGUGGGACACUCUGGAACCUGUCAGCCCGCAGUCCCAAAGAUCAGGAGCUGCUGUGGGACCUUGGAGCAGUCAGCAUGCUGCGUAACCUCAUCCAUUCUAAGCACAAAAUGAUAGCAAUGGGGAGUGCUGCUGCCCUCCGGAACCUUCUCACCAAUCGCCCUUUAAAAUACAAGGACGCCGCUGUUAUAUCCCCUGGGUCCUGUAUGCCAUCCCUGUAUAUGAGAAAGCAGAAAGCCUUGGAGGCUGAGCUAGAUGCAAAGAAUUUGGCAGAAACUUUUCAUUCGAUUGAAAAACAAAGCCCCAAGCAUCCAAACAUCAACAAACCGCUGCGACACAUUGAGAGUCUGGCGAAGGAUUACGCCUCUGACUCUGGCUGUUUUGAUGAUGAUGAGGCCCCCAACAUCUCAAGCAGCCUCGACACAGGGAGCAUCUCGAUGCUUUCCAUGUUUCUCAACAAUUCCAAUUUCCUCCAGGGUCAGACUCGCAAAAAGAGCAGUGAGCCUGAGCGAGAUGUGGACCCACAGAAGGAGGAUGAUAAGAGGUCGACACUUCCUGAUGAUGAAGUGUCUGUCGCAGCAGAGGAACUGGCCAAAAAAAUCACCAACACAGUGGCCAAGAUCGACAAGCUGGUGGAAGACAUUACCAUGCAGACAUCUUCAGAGGACAGCUUUAGCCUUAGCUCUGAGGAUCAUUUUGUAGACUGGCAAUAUGGGUCAGAUGAGCUCCAUGAAGCCAGAGCCAAGUCAUGCUCCCCCUGUCGCCUUUCUGAUACCAGCAGCUUUGCACGUAGAGAGCGUCUGAGCAGAGCCCAUGCCCUCCUGCGCCUCAAAACAGCGUAUACAAGCUUGUCUACAGACAGUCUGAACAGUGGCAGCACCAGUGACAGCUACGGUGGAACCAAGGACCAGAUCCGACCCUCGGCGAGGCCAGCAACCGUACAGAGAAGGCCAAAUAAACUGGAUCUUAAAGUGGCUCAACAAGGAUAUCUCAACAACGAGUCUAACCAUGUCCUCAAUGAGACAAGUCAGGGAGAGGUGCCAGAGAGGGAUUCAAAGGGCUGCAGAGAAAUAGGGCCUGAGCUGAGCAGCACAGACACAGAAAGGGUUCAAGAGCCACCACCACCUACACCAGCUACUGCAUCGACAAAAGUCUCAUCUGAGGGUGGCAUGUCCACUAUCAAGCUGUCCCCUUCUUAUCAACAUGUCCCAUUAAUACAGAGUGUAGCAAAGUUUGGUGUGGCCAAGAAUACCAUCAAUGUAGAGGCAGCUCAGGCAAUGAGAAGGCAAGCCUGGGUGCCAACAGUAAUGACUGGUGGGAGUAUAACUAAGUUUUCCCCAAUCAGUGGUGCAAGGAGCCCAACUCUGGGACAGAUGGAGACUUUGCAAAAGUAUUCUGUGGAAAAUACACCUAUCUGCUUCUCACGCUGUAGUUCUCUGUCCUCACUGUCUUCUGGAGAUGGAGCUCUAGAUGGGCAGAGUCAGAGUGAAAAUGAGCUGGAGAGUGACUCAUCUCUGGAGAUUAUUGAAGUGGAUGAAUGUGACCCGGUAAGGGGAGAAGAGCAGGAUGAGACCUUGGCAGAUCUAAGUGAUAGUCAAUUGCUGCUCACAGAUCAGAAAACAUUUGUAAGCAGUAACAGCCCCACAUCUGAGCCAAUUGAGAUCCCCUGCUCUGUUAAACGAGAAAAGGUAUUUCUCAGGGGGAUUUCACCAGGCAUACAUGAAGACAGAACCCCAUCUAGUUCCUCAGAGAACUAUACCCAUGAAACUCCACUUGUGAUGAGCCGCUGUAGCUCUGUGAGCUCACUGGGUAGCUUUGAGUCCCCCUCAAUAGCCAGCUCCAUACAGAGUGACCCUUGCAGUGAGAUGAUCAGUGGGACCAUCAGCCCAAGCGAUCUCCCUGACAGUCCAGGGCAGACUAUGCCACCAAGCCGCAGUAAAACCCCCUGCUGUGCCGACUCAAGCGGACAGGAGACACAGGCUGGAGGAGGGGGAGGACAGUGGGAAAGCAACUUACGCAAGUUCAUGGAGAUUGCUGAUUUCAAGGAGAGGUUCAACCUACCUCCAGAUCUGGACACUAUGAUCUACUUCACAGUGGAAAAACCCACAGAGAACUUCUCGUGUGCCUCUAGCCUGAGUGCCCUACCACUUCAUGAGCACUACAUCCAGAAGGAUGUGGAGCUCAAGCUCAUGCCACUGCUUCACCAGAAAGACAACAGCUCAACAUUCACUGUGGCCCGUGGACAGCAAGAGGAUGAAGGAGAUGAGCAUCUUUCCUACAUGGACCAACAGGAGAGAUACAGUGAGGGUAAUUCAGAUGAUGACAUAGAAAUUCUCAAAGAGUGCAUAAAUUCAGCAAUGCCCUCCAAAUUUAGAAAAGUCAGAACCUCUCUGAUGACUAGCCUAUCCACUCAAGUACUCAACUCCCAAGCUCGAAAGUCUAUGCAGUUGCCAGUUUACAUGAUACUUCCUAAUAAUACCAAUCAGAUGUGUUCUGUGGGAAAAACUGCAAUGCAACCAAAGGACUUAUAUCAUGAUGAUUCUUCCUUUACUGAUUCAGCUGAAGGUACCCCUGUCAACUUCUCAAGCACCACAUCCUUAAGUGAUGAAACACUGCAGUACCCAGUGAAGGAAAAUGGGUCAAAAGCCUGGCGGGUUAAGAGUAUAGACAAACCAGAACUGAUGGAUCUAGAGGCAAAGAGAAUCGAAGAACUCCGGGCUUUCUCCCGCAUCCAUAAACCUACAAAGGUAAUCAGUCAGAAUGACACAUCAACUGACCAAAUGAAAGGAGCAAUUAGGGCUGUCAUGGCUAAGCAAAGGUUUCAAAAUCGGAAUAAAGAAUUAGUGGCAAAACUGCCACAACAAAGAAGCAGAGACCAGUCACCCAACCAUCUAAUCCAAAAGCAGGAGCAGAAUCAGUCAAGGAGAUUGCCACAGUUAGAUCUGCCUGUCAUAAAACAAAGCACAGAGAUGUCCCAGAAUCAUAAAAUACUCUAUGGCAGCCAGGGUAACUUAGCAUUCCAGUCCAUGCGCCACCCAACACCCACAGAAGAAGCUAUUUAUUGCUUCUAUGAUGACCAGAUGGACAAGAAUGGGGAGGAUGGAAUGACAAAGACAGUGAGUCAUCAAAUGAAAGAUAGUACCAGUAAUAUAGUGAGCCACAGUGCAAAUAGCAUGGAUCAGGCUGCAAAUACCCAGACGAGGCACAAAGGUAGUAAUAAAGUUAAGCACAAUUUAAUUAUGGAUGAAACUCCUCCAUGCUACUCUCUCAGUUCAUCUCUCAGCUCGUUGAGUGAUGCUGACCUUGAAGAACACCAAGGUAAAUCUCAGCAAGUGUGGGUGAAAAACAGACAUCAUAAUAUGACAUCCAGCCAGAGUCGUAAUUCACCUCUGAGCAACCAUAAUCAAUAUGAUGAAAACGGAUCAUCGAGCUCAGUCAGUCUAGAUUCAGAGGAUGACCUUCUGCAGAAAUGCAUAACUUCUGCUAUGCCUAAGCAAAGGAGGAAACACUCUGGAAGAAGACGCAAGCUAGAGAGGAAACAGAAACUGAAGAACACUCAGAAAUCCAGAGAUGUCAGGAACUUGGAAAAAGACAUGGAAAGUGAUGACAUGGCAUCUGAUAAAGACUCCGAUCUCAACAGUGUUGAAUGGAGAGCCAUACAAGAGGGAGCCAAUUCUAUUGUUACAAGGCUGCAGGCUGCAUCAAAGUCACAGGAGCAUUCAUCUGAGUCUGAAUCUGUGUUCUCCUUUAUGUCUGGUGUAUCUGCAGGAUCAAGCAUUCUCCCCAUACAGGGACAAGAUGACAAACAGAAGUAUCCUACAGAAAAUAACAAGGGGAACAAAGCAUUACAAGGUAGAAAUUCACGGACACAGCUGGAUUUUUCCCAGCGUAAGCCAGUUCCAAAUUUGCCCGUUGUUUUCAGGGGUAGAACGGUGAUCUACAUGCCUAAGAAAGAAACAAGUAUCUCCCAAAGGCCACCAACGAAGAAAGUGUCACCCAAGACAGAAACUCCAGUGAAGAAUCCGGACCUAGCUCAACAGAGGUCUAGAAGCCUGCAUAGAUUAGGAAGACCUAAUGAGCCGACUGAACUUUCUUUGCCUAAAAGAAGCUCAACACCACCUGCCAGAAUACCAAAGAGCACAUCAUCUGGGUCAUCUCAAAACUCCACACCAUCCAGGCAGCCACAGAAGAAACUGACAUCCCCCCCACAACCAAACAAGUGCAGUCAUAGGAAAGAUGUAAAGCCAGCAAACAGCCCAUCUGAUAAAAAAGGAAACCCCUCUCCCCCUUCAGCUCAGAAGCCUGUAAAUACAAAAUCGCCAGCUCACAAAAAGACCCAGAAAUCACCUGUUAGAAUACCUUUCAUGCAGACCCAGUCCAGACAGUCCAUUCCAUCAAAGAAUAUAUCACCUUUAGUUUCUAACCAGCCCUCUGGUGUCUGCAGACUAAACUCCCAGGUGUCAGGGAAAAAACCCAUACCUACUAAUCGUCUUGAUUUAGUCCGCAUGACUUCUGCCCAUUCAAGCAGAGGUGAGUCAGACCGAAAUGGUUUCCUGAGACAGCUGACUUUCAUCAAGGAAUCACCUGGUGUAUCAAAACCUGAGGUUCCUUCCUCACGUUCUGUGCCUACCUCUCAGUGUGCCUCUCCCCGGAGAGCACGGCCGGGUGCCCCAGCAGUCUUUCUCUGCUCAUCACGUUGCCAAGAGCUGAAGGCUGCUGCACAAGGACACAGACUAACACAAGCAAGGGGUCAGGGACAAGGGCGAGGGCAGGAACAGGGACUUCUAAGACAGAGCCUGACUCUCUCCAGAGCCAGUUCUAGUGACAGAGACCUUUCAGUGAGACGUCCUGCCAGAAGAACCAGCUCUGAGAGCCCUUGCAGGAUACCUCAAAAGACAGUCCCAGGGGCUUGGCAACGAGAAGGAGAUGCAUUCAAGAGACACGCUUCAUCCCCCAGCAUUAACAUUCUGAACAGGAUCACCAGCCGGUCCUCUGUCCGUUCCUCAUCUUCUGACUCAAGCGGACGAGCUAAGAGUGAGGAAGACACAAAGCAGAGACACCAGCAACCAGGAUCUCAUGUCAGUGGUAGAGGUACCUGGAGGAGGAUUCGGGAUGAAGACGUACCUCAUAUAUUGAAAAGUACUCUGCCAUCCUCUGCUUUGCCCCUUGUACCAUCCCCUGAUGGGCACAAACAAAUAGGGCCACUGUUGGCAGGCAAACUGCCAACCAUCUCACUGCCACCUCGAAAAACAAGUGACGCUACCGUUCAAACAGAGGACUUCCCUACAAACAAGACUAAUUCAAGCACUUCACCCACCAUUGAGCAGGUGCCUGUCCUAUCAGAGGAGGCUGCCAAAAUAGCGCUCCUAAGAAAGAUAAACAUGGCCUCUGGAACUAACCUCUACAUGCAAGAUGGAGAUUCAGAUGGAUCCUACAAGAGCCACAGCACUGCCUCCACCUCAACCUCUCAUUCCGUGGAUGGGCACAAUGGGGGCAUUGGGCACUUUCGUCAGAGCUCUCCCAGCAAGGCUGUCAGAGUCACCCCUUUCAAUUACAUACCCAGCCCUAUGGCCUGCUGCUUGCAAGAUGUGCAGGUCCGAGCACCAAAACUCAAUGAAAAGUCAGUAGAAAAACUUGAAGCUUAGCAACGUGUCUGCCACAGCAUUCAUACAUGAAGUGGUAUCUGUGGAUUCAAACUGUGCUCCUGAUAAUGAAAUAACUCAGGUGGUACUCUGAUAUAAGCAAAACAUGACUCUUUUACCUCUGGGAUUCAACCUUUCCUGUCUCAUUGUGUCAAGAAUUCUUUGUCCUUAAUGGUUAAUGUAGCAUAUAGAACCUUAAACCACCAGACUAGACUGGCAAAUGACUUUUCAUUCUUUCAAGUGGGAUGUAUGCAUGAAACUAUUUAGGACAUCAGAGGAAGUUAAACAAAGGGGAAUUUUAUGAGACAUCACCUAAAACCAGAAGUUAUCUCAUAACAAUUGGAUGUGCAUCGUUUUUGGUACUUUUUAUAUCUGUAUAUAGACAAUUGCCUGUUUGAAGUGUUGUGUACACGAGGGACCCAAAAAGGAAAUGCUGUCUUCAGAUUUCAGGAUACUAUUCAGCCUAUCACCAUAAUUUUGGUGGGAGAAACUGCUCAAUUAUUUACAGAAAAAAUAUGCAAAUCACUGGGUUACAGCCCAGCUAAGACUUGUCAGCUACAUGUUUGAAAAAGACAUAAAUGUCACUGGAGAUACUGAAAGAUAUGACUGUUGAACUAUGAAAAAUACCUAAAGCAAACAUUCAUGGUCACACUUGCUGAGCAUAGCAUUUGUUGCAACAAACCACAUGUUAAGGUUUUGCCUUUUACCAGACUCCAGACUGUGAAAAUUAGUCUGUCUUCACUUUUACACCAGUUACAGUAUUAUAUGUACAAGUAGUCCACUACAAACUGUCUGCACUGGUGGAAUUCUGUGUAACUGUCUUUAUUUAGCAGUAUUAAUUCCUUGCAGAUACAGUACUCUACAAGCUUCCCAGUGAGCAAAAAUGACGCUAUGUGCUGCUCUUGACCGCAUGCCUCUCAACAACCCACGACCUGCACAUACCUGUUAAAAUUUUGUGGAUCUUGGUUGAAGAUUCUGUUCCUUUUGGAGAACAGAACAAGUAAACAGCUACUUUAACUCAUUUCUAAAGCAACAAAGUUAUUUUCAAUCGUUAUUGCUGAGCAAGCUUAAUGACUAUUUAAUCCAACUGUAUGGCUGUAAAUACUUAUGCUUAUAGUAUGAUAUGUUUAAUAUUAAUGUGUUUGCCUUAGAAUCAGGUAAGGUAAAGGUAAUGAAGAGGGGAAGAAACUGGCUAUUGUGGGACAAUGAAGGGACAGCUUGCAGAUUACUGGUGAAUAGUAGCCACCUACCCAAAAAGUAGUACAGUCAACUCCUUAUAACUGUCUAUCAGAUAAGUGCAUUAUUUGUUUUAUUGCAUAACAUGCAGUUAGUCAGUCUGACUGUUCCUACUUCUGUUUUGGUAAUACUCUGGUCCAAUGCAUAAUGUCACUAAGAAUUCCAAACAUAUGCAAUCAUCAGGAGUCAGCUAUAUUCGGUUGCAGAACUCAGUUUGGAAGAUAGUUUUUUAUGAAUAAAGAUUAGAAACCCUUCUUGAACCUGAAGCCUCCUUAAACAACACAGAAAUUACUGUACUAUUCAGUGAAGGAUGAAAGAUGACAAAGUAUGCACAAGUGAAAAAAAUCCGGUGAUGUGUACUUGGUGUGUGCUUCAGCAGUCUAUGUCUUUCCUCCAUCACUGAACCUUGGAUGCAGGGGGGAAAAACAGCUGCAAUUAGCAAGUUACACUGACUGACAUCCUGCUCUCAAAUGGAGGUCUGUCGCUAGGUGUUCAAAACAUCAGCAAAUGAUGUACUCAUUUAUCAAAAAAUACAGAGCUCACAGCAGAGUUAACUUGUAUUUUUACUAAAAAAGCUGUUGUUUUGUAGCACUUUUCUUAGCCAGAUAUCCUUUGACUCCCUUGUGGAGUUAGCUAGGUGGACAAGUGACUUCUGUAUUCUUAUUCUCUCAAUUAAAACAUAGAUAUGCAGCACAACUAGAAAUGAGUAAGUCUGACAACAUAAAAGCAUCUUGUCCCUUCACUUUGGUCAAGCAACAGAUGUGUGACAUGAUAUAAUCAUAUUGAAACACUUACUGGUUUGCAUUCAUUGAAAAAUAAGGGAGCCCAAACUGUCAUCAGCUUAACAGAAAAUGGGUUCCACAGUGUUAGUUUCCUUCAAAUUCUAUUAUAUCCCUCUACAUAUGUACACAGCACAGACUUCCUUACAUACAAAGCUUUUUUGUAAUAAAAUGUGAAUAAUUCCUUUACCCAUAUUCCCAGUUGCAUUAAGGAAAGCUCAACAUUUCAGUACUGAAAUACUGAACUGGAAGUUUUGACUUGGAUAAAAUAAAUGAAUGGGGUACAUUGUGUUACCAACAGGAAGUGCUGUGAGUUGCAGUAUUGGGGAAAAUACACUUUUUUAUCUGUUACAAUCCCCUUAAUUUGAAUAAAAAGGAAAUGAUGGUAUUGAAAAGGUGUACAGUGUUCAUAAAGGUGAUGGGUAAUGUACUGGAUAAUAA